AUGUUGGGCCCCAGCCCAUGUGAACUGCCACAUGCAGAGAUGCGUGGCGCGGGGCUUCAUGUGUCCUGGCCUCGUGACAAGGCUGAAAAGGCAUGCCUGCAGCGCAAAUUGCAGCCGCUAGCAUUGCCCGCGCACGCGACAGAUGGCCGUGCUGCCGUAGAGCUGGACACCUUCGUGCCGCCACAGCGGUUGGCGAGACCGCGCACUGCGGAGCGAGCCUCCGCGCUGGCGGUGGUGUCAUUUCCAGCCCGACUGCAGUUGAGAGCACCAGGGGAGGCCCCAGGGCCCGUCGGUCCUUUCUCCGGCCCGGGCAGUCUGGUUUUGCCCUUGGACACACAAGAUGCAGUGAAAGAGUUGGUCUCCGCCUGUGCUGAAGGUAAGGCUGAGAUCAACGAUGGGACUUGUCUCACCGCUUGGACCCUACCAGAGGGUCGGUCACCGGAUCUGGAGCCCCUCACAGCACGAAGGAUCGAUCGAACCUUGGCUGUGGAGCCCAUUGAGCUGGUCGCAGAACGUCAAGGUGGAUCACAGGAAGGACCCAUCCGCUACGGAGAGGGCUUCCGAUUGCGAGCAGCUGGUACUAAAGCUCUCUACUUAGGUUUUGAAGGCCUCGGCAGCUGCUGGAAAUCCGGGUCCGAUCGCAUUCCACCGAAGGGGACCCGCUUCUCUGCGCAUGGCGGAGAGCUGGGGGCUCCUCUGCAUUUUGGACGCCCAGUUUCAUUGCGCAGAGUGCUUUCGCCUCCGCCCUCGGAAGUGGAUAGUGAUCCUGAGUUCUCGGAUGACGAUGCAGAGAGGCCGGACAGCGAGGAAAGCUCCAAGGAGAUGGGAAUUUCAGCCCAAGGUGACACGCCGAUGGUCCAACAUGGUCCUUGUUGGAUGGUUAAUAGAUGUGAAUAAUCCCUUGUUGGAUGGUUAAUAAACGAAUAUAAAUGAUAUUAUACAUGUUAAGAAUCCAUUGCUAGAGGUUGCUGGUUCCCCUCAAGCCCUUAUUCUUUGGUGUCACCUUUUGGGGGCUGGUUCAAUGCCGACAGGAGCUGAAGAGUACGACUUCAUCGCCUUUGCUGCCAGAAUCAGCUGGCUAUGUCAAGGAAGCCUUGUACUCUCGCGCUGCAGACAAGGUGGAUGGAGCCGUCCUGGUGGCGUUUCUGCCCCUCUCGCUGGAAUAGCUGGGCGUUCGCAGCACGUGGAUUCACCUUGUACAUAUGCAGAUGCGCCAGACUCCCUUGGUCGGUCC
Molecule: messenger RNA, 1234 nt
Organism: Cladocopium goreaui
Lineage: Eukaryota; Dinophyceae; Suessiales; Symbiodiniaceae
Source: the annotation of a GenBank genome assembly